Messenger RNA from Triticum aestivum (bread wheat), 1742 nucleotides. RefSeq lists its product as uncharacterized. Gene Ontology annotation, molecular function: protein binding. Lineage: Eukaryota; Viridiplantae; Streptophyta; Magnoliopsida; Poales; Poaceae. The transcript is spliced from 2 exons. The record is from RefSeq and is a predicted model, not a curated record. Bases 49 to 1248 code for a protein of 399 amino acids.
CCUCACUCCUCUCCCCAUUCCACCCAAACCCCACCCCACGCCACGGCCAUGACGCCGCCGCGGAUGAACCUGAUCGACGACGACGUCCUCGCGGAGAUCCUCCUCCGCAUGCCGCCGGACGAACCCGAGCACCUCUUCCGCGCCGCCCUCGUCUGCAAGCCCUGGCUCUGCGUCAUCUGCCUCCCCGCCUGCUUCCGCAGCCAGUACCGCGCGUUCCACGGCGCCCCUCCGCUGCUCGGCCUCCUCUACCGGAACCAGGUCUGCGACGGGGACGCCGCCCCGCGCUUCGCGUCCACCACCUCGAUGCCCGACUUCCCCCACCCAGGCUCCGGCGGCCGCCCCGCGCGCCCCCUCGACUGCCGCCACGGCCGCGUCCUCCUCCACAUGUCCCACGAUUCGGAUGUGGAUCUCCUCGUCUGGGACCCCGUCACCGGAGAGCGCCGCGUGGUGCCCGAUCCGGACGUGGACGUGGACUGGAUGGUCUACACCGCCGCCGUGUCCUGCGCCGCCGCCGGCUGCGACCACCUCGACUGCCACGGCGGGCCCUUCCGCGUGGUCUUCCUGGCCACCGAUGACCGCGAAGAGGUCGUCAAGGCAACCGUGUACUCGUCGGCGACAGGCGCGUGGAGCCCGCCGGUGUCUCUUGACGACAGCUGUGAGUGCUAUGCCCGGCACAAGCGAGACGCAACUGCAGAAAUGAUGUUCUUCUCCUCCUACGUACCCUAUGUCCAGUCCAGGCGAGUGGCCGCCAUUGGGGAUGCGGUCUACUUCACAAUUUCGCGGUCCGCUGCCAUUGCCAAGUACGAUUGGGCCGAGAAUCACCUGUCUGUGAUUGACCCACCACCACCAGAUACAGAAUUGUACGGUGGUUUCGUCUCCCUCAUGGUCAUGGAGGACAGUUCACUGGGGCUUGCUGGUGUUGAGGAUUCCACUUCCAGUCUGCAUCUCUGGUCGAGGACGGUGAAGGGAGCUGCAAAAUGGGUGCAAUGCAUGGUCAUUGACCUGGAGAAAGCCAUGCCCAUGGCCAAUCCCCGCGAAGGUGAUGGAGCAUAUGUGGUUGGUUUCGCAGAGGGUGUCGGUGUCAUCUUCGUCAGAACAGAUGCUGGCUUAUUCACGCUCGAGCUCAAGUCCGGGCUGGUGAAGAAGGUUGAUGAAUUUGGGGUCUACUUUUCCGUUUUACCCUACAUGAGCUUCUACACUCCUGACCGUGGUACAUUGUCAUCGCUGGCAAGGCUCACUGAUGUCUGACGUGCAACUCAAGGGCAGGACCUGGCGAAAUGGACGAAUCCGUCACUACCUCAAUUCUUCUUUUGCGAAUCACUCACCGAACUUAAUUCUGCUGCUGGUGGCUUCCUGAAGUCUUGGGAGGUCCUUUAUUUAUUUUCUUGAGUAGUUGAAGCAUGACUGGUGCAGGUCGUUAUGAUAUGCGAGGGCUGCAGGUUUUGUAUCCUCUGGUCACAGGUCGACCCAAAAUUCAUCCAUCCAAGCCAACUAGCUAGUCCUGAUUUCAAAGUAAGAAAUGUAGAAGGAAAAUGAACUGAGAGGGGCGUCCCAGAGCUACGGGGGUCAAUCGUGGAUGUUUUAGUCGAAUUUGUGCUGAUCCUUAUAUAGGCCUAAAGUUUGUAGAAGCAUCAAAUAUGCGGGGCGUAUUUGAUGUUUCAGUUGCUGUUUGGUUAAUGUUUCACUGAGCUAGGCUACCAUGUGGGGUCUUUCGCUGUUCUAUCUUGCAAAGUUAACAUUGA